Didymosphaeria variabile is the source of this 1020-nucleotide messenger RNA. RefSeq lists its product as uncharacterized. The transcript is spliced from 2 exons. Gene Ontology annotation, molecular function: nucleic acid binding; methyltransferase activity. Bases 1 to 1020 code for a protein of 339 amino acids. The record is from RefSeq and is a predicted model, not a curated record. Gene Ontology annotation, cellular component: mitochondrion. Lineage: Eukaryota; Fungi; Ascomycota; Dothideomycetes; Pleosporales; Didymosphaeriaceae. Gene Ontology annotation, biological process: methylation.
AUGGCCGGAGACACCACCGCCUACGGGGCACUCAUCGAGCACCUGGCCAAAGUGAAGUAUGCAUUUGUGUGCCCUUCGCCGGAGACUCAAGGCAGAGUGGUCCGAAAGAGGACUUUAGAAACAUCCACUGCAGAAGCGAAGACUGCGCAAGACUUUUUCGGUUGGAACCUACCAUGUACAAGAGAGGCAUUGAAGAGCUUCGUCCCCGACACCAUCCUCGAUGUCUUGCACCACACCGGUAUCAUCACAUUGAGCGAUGACAAGUAUCGCUCAACAGUACGCGUGUCCAACUUUUACCUCCCCCACAUACCGUGCCGUCAUCCCGAGUCUUCGUCGCUCUACUAUGUCCACUCGUCCUUCCCGGCCGCAUCAGAUGCCGUUUUCUUCGGGCCAGAUACGUAUCUAUUUGUAUCAUGGCUACAUAAGGCAGUGCGCCAUCUCCCGGACGCACCGAGCUCCAUCAUAGAUGUAUGCUGCGGCUCAGGUGCGGGUGCGAUACAUAUGGCAAGGACGUACAGGGAAGCAAAAGUGCUCGGAUUGGACCUGAACCCGCGUGCGCUAUCACUGGGUGACAUAAAUGCCCAAUUAGCAGGAGUCAAUGUUGACUUCCACGAAUCGAAUCUCUAUGCUGCAGUACCUCAAAAUCUAGAAUCUUCUGGUGUAGACGUCAUCGUCAGCAAUCCCCCCUACAUUGCGUCAACUACUGAAGGUGAAGAUCUACCAAUAUAUGCGGAUGGGGGCGCUGAGUUCGGACUCGGAAUUUCUCUUAGAAUCGUGGAGGAGGCUCUCAAGAUACUCUCUACAAACGGGAUCAUUAUGCUGUACACAGGAGUCGCAAUACCUACUGUUGAUCCCACGCACGACGCGCUACUGGAAAAGCUACACAACAUCGAGGAUACCGAUUUGUUUGAGUAUACGAUACUACAUCCCGAUAUGUGGUCAGAAGAGAUUGGUCAGGGCGCAUACGCAGAUGUCUGCAGGAUCCAAGUCGUUGGAGCCGUAUUGAAAAGACGGAAUUGA